UCGGUGUUUCGCCUGUAGUGGGAAGUGUCCAUUUCCAUUCAGAUUUUAUCAAAUUUCCUUCCUAUUUUUCUGAAUUUUAAAAGAACAAAAUCCAAAGUACGCACUUGGUCUACUGUUAUCUGGGGAUUUCUCUCUUAUCCAGCCAAAAUGCCGAGAGUAAUGAUCAAGGGAGGUGUUUGGAGAAACACCGAGGAUGAGAUUUUGAAGGCAGCUGUAAUGAAAUAUGGCAAAAACCAAUGGUCCCGAAUUGCAUCUCUCCUGCAUCGAAAGUCAGCGAAACAAUGUAAAGCCCGUUGGUAUGAAUGGUUGGAUCCAAGCAUCAAGAAAACGGAAUGGAGUCGCGAAGAAGACGAAAAAUUACUACACAUGGCAAAACUUAUGCCUACUCAGUGGCGGACGAUCGCUCCAAUUAUUGGGCGCACAGCGGCACAAUGUCUGGAACGAUAUGAAUAUUUACUGGAUCAAGCUCAAAAGAAGGAAGAAGGCGAGGAAGCGACAGAUGAUCCGAGGAAGUUGAGACCGGGUGAAAUCGAUCCAAAUCCUGAAACAAAACCGGCUCGUCCUGACCCAAAGGACAUGGAUGAAGAUGAAUUGGAAAUGUUGUCGGAAGCAAGAGCAAGAUUGGCAAAUACGCAAGGAAAGAAGGCAAAGCGAAAGGCUCGAGAAAAGCAACUGGAGGAGGCGAGAAGAUUGGCUGCUUUGCAAAAGCGGAGAGAGCUGCGAAUGGCUGGAAUAGGAAGUCGUCAAAAGCGACCUAAAAAACGUCAAAUUGACUACAAUAAGGAAAUACCAUUUGAAAAGGAACCUGCAUCUGGGUUUUACGACACAGCAAACGAAGUGUAUGAUCCACAGAAUCCGAACUUUGGUCGGCUCCGUCAGCAACAAUUAGAAGGAGAAAUGCGAAAAGAUAAAGAAGAGCGUGAGAGAAAGAAAGACAAGGAUAAGUUGAAACAGCGAAAAGAAAAUGACUUGCCGUCCUUUAUGUCGCAAACUGACGAACCCCAGCGAAAACGAAGUAAAUUGGUUCUACCAGAACCUCAAAUUUCUGAUGGGGAACUUGAACAGGUUGUAAAACUUGGAAAAGCAUCACUAGCUGCGAAGGAAGCCGCAAGCGAAACUGGAACUUUGGCGUCUCAAACACUACUGAACGAUUACUCUUUAACUAACACUUCAACAGCGUUGAGGACUCCACGUACUCCUGCUCCUAUCACGGAUAAAAUUUUACAGGAAGCUCAAAAUAUUAUGGCUCUGUCUAAUGUCGAAACGCCUUUGAAAGGAGGGUUAAAUACUCCACUAAUGGAAAGCGACUUUAGUGGAAUGAUGCCAACACCACAAGUUUCAGCAACUGCCAAUACCGUUUUGGCCACACCGUUUCGUACUCCAGCUGGACAACAAGGAAUGACUCCAGCAUCAAGCAGAUUGAGCGUCGCUGCCACUCCACGUGGAGGAGCUAUUCCAACUGCGACGCCACUUCGCGACAAAUUGAAUAUUAAUCCGGAAGAUGAACUGGAGGUCGAUGGAAUCGCUAAUAAGCAUUUACAAAAGGCUGUCCGGGAGAACUUGAAAGAUCAACUUGGAGCAUUGCCCACGCCCAAAAAUGACUACGAGAUUGUUGUACCAGAUGAUGACGCAGAAGUAGAUGGUGAAGAUGGUCUUAGAAAGGGAUCGAAACUUGAAGACAAGGAGGAACUUGAUCGCAGAGUAGCUGAAGAAGCUCAGGCCAAGCGGAUGGAGGAAUUUAAGAAACUUUGCAAGGCCGUUCAGAGGAAUCUACCGCGACCGAUGGAUGUUAACGAGACGAUUUUACGACCUCCUGGAAUGGACCUCACUGCAUUGCAAAGGGCUGAGGAAAUGGUAAAACAAGAAAUGGUUUUGAUGCUACAUCAUGACGCAUUGGUGGCACCGUCUGAUAACCAGGUUGUCUCCAGGAAAGGUCAGCCUACGGUACACAAUGAACAGAAACAUUUUUUAUUUUUGGAAAAACAUAAAUAUCACGACAUUAGUCGAGAACGAAUGGACGAGGCAUAUAAGCUCUUGGAAGCUGAGACACAAGUAGUUAAAAAGGGAAUGGGCCACGGCGAGCUGUCAAUUGAGGCAUAUACACAAGUGUGGGAAGAGUGCUUGUCACAAGUGCUUUUCCUCCCCGGACAAAAUCGUUACACGAGGGCAUCACUUGCAACCAAAAAGGACAGACUUGAGUCUAGUGAGAAGAAACUGGAACAAAAUAGAAGUCAAAUGCAGAAAGAAGCCAAACGUGCUGCUAAAAUGGAAAAGAAACUUAAAAUCUUGACUGGAGGAUAUCAAAUGAGAGCACAAGCUUUAAUUAAGCAGUUUCAAGACCUCACUGAUCAGAUCGAGAGGGGGAACAUGGAGUUGUCCACAUUUGAAUUUCUGAAAGAUAUGGAAAGCAUUGCAAUUCCUCGAAGAGUGGAGGGUUUGCAGGCAGAUUUAGAUGUACAGAAAGCUCGAGAGAAGGAACUCCAAGAGCGAUUCAGGAAUGCGCAAUUCACAUUGGAUAAUUUAAAACAACAGUUUGACAACUGCAAAUUUUAGAUAGUUGCAUUACAUAAGCAUUUGAUUGCGGUUUGAAAAUUGAACAGAUGUGUUAGUUAUGGCUCUGAAUUAAAUAUGUGACCAUUGAAAUUGUAUCAUGUAACAUGCGUUGAAGGCAUGAGCUAAUUUAUAAUAAAACCUAUAGUGCAGACUUGAUUUAGCCCGAGCCAGGGUCAGAUUCCUCGUUUAAAAUUUUGUAACGCGACCUAGCUUCUAUUUUCCAAUUGUGCGAUAUUCAACGAUGCAGGUCACACCGCAGAUACUUGUCAUUAAUGUUCCAUAAAUCUAGCGUGUAAAAUCCCACCUUUUUUCCUACCGAUUUCAAAAUCAAGGUCACCCCAUUGGCAAAUUAUUUGAUAUAUUAUCACUAAAUGACGAUUACAUAAGCCCUGACUCGGACUAAAAUGUAUCAGUCGAAAACUUGUGUGCAUGAUACAUGUACCAUUUAAGUUUUAAACUCACGGAUUUCUUAUGUUGGUUUGGUUUAUUUGGGUAAUAAAUUGUUCCUAUAUUCCAAGGUUAA
Folsomia candida is the source of this 3076-nucleotide messenger RNA. It is a transcript of the gene Cdc5, whose product is annotated as cell division cycle 5-like protein. Lineage: Eukaryota; Metazoa; Arthropoda; Collembola; Entomobryomorpha; Isotomidae. The record is from RefSeq and is a predicted model, not a curated record. Gene Ontology annotation, cellular component: spliceosomal complex; Prp19 complex. Gene Ontology annotation, molecular function: RNA polymerase II transcription regulatory region sequence-specific DNA binding; DNA-binding transcription factor activity, RNA polymerase II-specific. Gene Ontology annotation, biological process: mRNA splicing, via spliceosome; regulation of transcription by RNA polymerase II. Bases 148 to 2553 code for a protein of 801 amino acids. The transcript has 10 exons.